AUGUCAUCCAACACCACUAAGGACUGUGCCUCUGACGACAAGCUGUGCAUUGCUCGAGAGCACGACCUGGCGGUGAUCGUCAUCCCAAGUAUUCUGCUCAUUCUCUUCGUCAUUUUCCUGCUAUGGUUUAUUCUCCUGAGAUUUUGCACCAAAUCAUCAAAAAGCAACGUUGUCCACAGCUACGGAAAACAUCAGAAAACCCCACACGGAAAAUACAGACACAGGAGCCAGCUGCAGGGCAUCGACGCCCCUGUAGGUAUAAACCCUCUGGAACACGAGCAGGUGCCCAUGACGGUGCAGCACUCUCCGCUAAACGCCAAACCCCCUGUGGCUGCAGUACCGCAGUCCGCCCUCGAGCAGCAGCACAGAGCCUUCAGUCAGAUCAGUGCGCUGCCUCAGACUCUGUUCCUCAGACCAGACACCUCUGUGUCUUUGUACAGAGCACAGAUGGAGCACAGGGACGUGGUGCUGCGAGUGCUCAAAGAUCCGUCGCCGGCAGCAGAGAAGCAGCGAUUCCUGGGUUUUGCUUCGUUCGUGUCUCGUCUUGGCCCUCACCCUUUCAUCCCUGCUCUGCUGGGGGUGAUCUCUGUGACGCCUCCUCCCAUGAUGGUGACGGAGGAGCUGCAGCACAGGGACCUGCUGGGCUUCCUCUGGAGAUGCAGACAGGAUAAUUCUGAGUGUGAUAUCACAGAGAAGAGGAUCUACACCAUGGGACAACAAGUGGCCUCUGCUCUGGAUUACCUCCACUCUCAGCAGUGCGUCCACGGGAACAUUGCGGCCCGCAGUGUACUGGUGGGCCGCGACCUGACGGUGAAACUCUGGGGUCUGGGCUCGGCCUUCCGCAGGGGCCAAAGGGGACCUGAGGCGGGACUGGGAGGAGCUCAGGGCAUGGAGCUCCGCAAGUGGCAGGCACCUGAGGUCUUGGCCCGAAACGGAGUCACAAAGAACAGUGAUGUAUGGUCUUUUGGCAUCCUGCUUUAUGAAAUGGUGACUUUAGGAGACGCUCCGUUCCCUGAGCUCCGAGACACAGAGCUGCUGCAGUUUCUUCAAAGAGGAAAGUUUAUGAAGAAACCAGCCUCCUGCCCCAACACAUUAUACACAUUGAUGAAGUCGUGUUGCCAGUGGAGUCCCCAGCAGCGAGUGUCAGUGCCGGAGCUCAGCCGGAGAUUAGAGGCUGGAGAGCGGACAGCCAACAGCAGCGCUGCGUUCAGAACUCCGGAGAGACUGGACCUGAACACGUACAUGCAGCAAGCGGGAUAUACGGAGGCCUAUGACUAUGCUGUCUUGUGA
Molecule: messenger RNA, 1290 nt
Organism: Knipowitschia caucasica
Lineage: Eukaryota; Metazoa; Chordata; Actinopteri; Gobiiformes; Gobiidae
Source: the annotation of a GenBank genome assembly